Molecule: messenger RNA, 1624 nt
Organism: Osmia bicornis bicornis
Lineage: Eukaryota; Metazoa; Arthropoda; Insecta; Hymenoptera; Megachilidae
Exons: 4
Coding region: 438-962 (174 amino acids)
Biological process (GO): regulation of synaptic transmission, cholinergic; sleep; positive regulation of voltage-gated potassium channel activity
Source: RefSeq, a predicted model, not a curated record
AAGCUUAGACGAGGGAAAACUUUCCCAGGAGAUAUGAUCCGUUGCGUGUGAAAUAUAAAAUGAUCCAACUGAUAAUAAACGUAGCUGAUAUGUCAGACAUAGCGAAAUGUCUUAAUAGCGGAGGCGCAGCGGUGAUCUAUGCCGAAUGAUCUAGGAGGGAUCGAAGGGUUGGGGAGAAUCAGUAGAACGGGUUGCGCGAUUAUGCGAUCUGUGGCAGAGAAACGAAAAACCGAGUGGAGUGGAGAAAAUAGGAAAGGAGUGGCGUUGGUGAGUGGCGAAGCUCGCAAUCUCAUACUCGCGAUCAGUCUGUCGACUCGACGACAACCCUUCCUCUCAGCCAGUGCUUCACCCUCCGUCACGCACCACAGUUUGCGUUCCACUUCCCGAGGAUAAAGUUGAGCGAGAAUAAGCCAUAUAUUUUACGACCAACUUUCGGCAUGCAUCGAAGGAUUCCAGUGCUAAUUGUUAGCUUCGCGCUCGUCUUGGUGGUUCGUUCAGAUCAAAAUCCUAGAUGCUACAUGUGCACUUCCUUAACGCAUCCAGGCUGCGAUACCGAUCCGGAUGCGAACAAUAUUAAAACCGACGAAUGUACAUUAAAUCAUAUGGCAGAUAUGCAACGAAUCGUUCAGCAACAUAGCGAUUUGAGAAACAUAUCUCACAUCUUCGACGUUGACACCGCGCACAUUUAUUCGGCUACUCCACCAAUGGCUUGUGCCAAAAUGGUUCUCAAAGUGAAAGGGAAAGAGGUGAUAGUGAGGAAUUGUCAAACGGAGAAGACAGAGACGGUUGAUCCUUGCAAAGCUAUAGAAAGAAAAUUUCCGCACGAUAUCACUCUUGAAUAUUGCGAUAUGUGCAAGCACAAUGCUUGCAAUAGUUCCACUAUAAUUAACUCGAAAUUUCUCCUCGAUCUACUGUUGGUGCUGGGUACCAUGGUUUUCGCUACUUUUUAUACCGACGCGUAACCUUUACACACGAAUGUAUAGAAUUGAUUACAAUCAAUUCAUGGCACAUUUCAAAGUUCAACACACACCUACAUACACACACUACACUGUUGUUCAUCGAUAUUUUAAGUUCGUUUCAUUAUCACGUAAUGUUACGGUGAUUAUUUCUGCAGUAUGAGAUAAGAAACGGGAGAAAUUUUCUAUUAUUAUUAAAAGAUAUUAUAAAAAGAUCCUAGGUUUUUAGAAGAUUUCCUUUUCAGCUGAAUUUAUACGAUGGAUUUUUUCAUAGUCUUUUGUCUUGCUUCAACCACCGAAGUGGAAGAACGAGAGGAUUUCCAUUUGUUAAAUUUCGAAAAAAAAAGACACUAACGAUAAGUUGAUUGAUCAAGUUUUGUAUACCAAGUUCCGAACUACGAGGAUUCAUAGAAUUCUGUUUAAUUGCUGCCUGUUCAAUGUAUUUAAUAAAUUGUGUGUUCUCGAUCGAUGAAUAUUCGAGGAAGCUCCGCCGUAUAUGCAUAAAUAAAUGUUUAUUAUAUACGAACAUAUACGUAUUAUAUAAAGGAAAAGGCUUUUGAAUAUGAAAUUUGGCCAGGUGUUUAUACCGUGAAAUGUUAUCGAGCUUCUCAAAAUCGAAUAUAAUGUUAUCGCACGAAAAUUAUAUUGAGCAAUAAAAAUGUAUGUUA